Messenger RNA from Sinocyclocheilus anshuiensis, 1805 nucleotides. Its product is annotated as circadian locomoter output cycles protein kaput-like. Gene Ontology annotation, cellular component: CLOCK-BMAL transcription complex. The annotation marks the transcript as partial. Gene Ontology annotation, biological process: circadian regulation of gene expression; regulation of transcription by RNA polymerase II. The record is from RefSeq and is a predicted model, not a curated record. The transcript has 3 exons. Gene Ontology annotation, molecular function: E-box binding; DNA-binding transcription factor activity, RNA polymerase II-specific. Lineage: Eukaryota; Metazoa; Chordata; Actinopteri; Cypriniformes; Cyprinidae.
CAGUCUCAGAGGUCGUCUCACACAUUGCAGUCUCUUCAGGGAGCACUGCCUGCAUCUUUGUAUAAUACCAUGAUGAUCUCUCAGCCGGCGCAGGCCAACGUUGUCCAGAUCUCCUCAAGCUUGGCCCAGAACAGCAGCCCCAGCGGAGCUGCGGUCGCCACCUUCGCACAAGACCGGCAGAUACGGUUCCCUGCUGCCCCACAGCUCCUCACUAAGCUAGUAACCGGCCCAGUGGCGUGUGGUGCAGUUAUGGUGCCUACCACCAUGUUCAUGGGGCAGGUGGUGACUGCGUUUGCCUCGCAGCAGGGCCAGGCUCAAACAAUCAGCAUCACCCAGCAGCCGUCUGCGCAGACGCCGGAGCAGCAGGCGCAAACACAGUCACAGACAGCUACAGGAACAGCCCAACAGCAAGGACAGGCCCAGGCUCAGCUUGCCCAGCAGCAAACACAAUUCCUACAGGCCCCUCGGCUUUUACAUGGCAACCAAUCUGCCCAGCUGAUCCUUCAAGCAGCGUUUCCCCUGCAGCAGCAAGGCACCUUUGCAGCCGCAACACAACAACAACAGCAGCAACUGCAACAGCAGCAGCAACAACUGCAGCAGCAGCAGCAACAGCAGCAACAACAGCUGCAGCAGCAGCAUCAACAACAACAACAACAGCUGCAACAUCAACAUCAACAACAGCAGCAGCAGCUGCAGCAGCAACUGCAGCAGCAACUGGCAGCUCAUCGCUCAGACAGCAUGACAGACCGGUCCAAAGCACCACCUCAGUAGCUGACCGCACGUCAGGGACACAACCCAAUCUCCACUGAGCAGUCCUGCAGGCUGAGGGGCUUCUGAGGGGGAUGUUUGGAGCUAAAAAAUAGCAGUAUUUUGUACUGUACCCUCUCAGAUACCCUUCCACUGCUUAUAGGUGAAGGGCCAGACCUAAACGGGUGUUGUUUUUUCACCCCAUGCCCUCUCCGACCUAUAGGUAGUUGAUCAACGGCUGCUUGCACUGAAUUCUGGGAGAGGUCUGACCACGAAAGCCCAACUUUCUGCUGGCUUGCGAGGAAACAGCAGCGUCUGGUUUUCCGCAAACUGUCUCCUCCACAAUAGCCGCAUCCCCUUUGUCUCGUAUGCCCAGUGUGUGCCGUCAUCCCUCUUUCACAGGUUUAAUUUAUGCAGAACGAGCCGCAGUGAAGGCUUCAAUACUUAAAGAAGUCCCGCAGGACAAACGGCGUCUUUCUCUUGGCCUCUCUUUCUCUUCCUCUUUCCUCCUCAUUUUACUUGUCGCAAGUAAUUAUGGGUCAGAAAAUAUUUUUAAGAUUAUCACGUGGAUUCAACUUUUAUUGUACAGUUCACCUGUAAAAUAAUGUGUAAAUAUAGGGACAAAAGGAAAGAGAAACUAAUAUUUUAUAUGAUGCAUGAGACAAAAAGCGUAGUCUGUUAUUUGUAGCUUUGAAUAUACUUUUUUUUUCUAAUAUUCAGAAGAAAAAAGCAAAACUUAAAACACAUAAUGGCUGAUCUCUUCACAGACUUCCUUUUUCCAGUGGGAUGGGGGUGAGUGUGUGUAUGUGCUUGCGCACAUGUGUUCGUAUGUGUGUGUGUCUGCCAAUGCUGGAUCCACAGAUAGUGUCACAGUUGGUUUAAAACGGCCUUCGUGUUUUAGUAACACUGUUAAAGGAACAGGCAAUCUUUAGAUGUUUUGCAUCGUGUUAUACACCUUAGUAAUUGCAAACAUAUAGAUAUAUUUCAGAGAGAUGUUUUACAUUUGUAAAUAGUUUAAAGAGAAGGCUUCAGAUUUAGUAUAUCAUGCGAUUAGGCGG